This is a messenger RNA of Acanthamoeba castellanii str. Neff, 1218 nucleotides long. RefSeq names its product Protein P80, putative. The coding region runs from base 1 to 1218 and encodes 405 amino acids. Gene Ontology annotation, cellular component: membrane. NCBI's taxonomy places the organism in Eukaryota, Discosea, Longamoebia, Acanthamoebidae. The transcript is spliced from 8 exons. The record is from RefSeq and is a predicted model, not a curated record. Gene Ontology annotation, biological process: copper ion transmembrane transport. Gene Ontology annotation, molecular function: copper ion transmembrane transporter activity.
AUGCGAGAGAGCGUGUUUGAUACUAUCCUCCUGGUGGCGACCCUGGUGCUGUUGCUCGGCUGCCACGGCUGGGUAGCACGAGCGCAAGGCAGCGAUUGCAUCCACGAUCCGAGCAAUGUGACAUGCACCAACUUCACCAUGCCCUCAGCCCUCGUGCAGCAAGGGAUAAGCGGCAACUGCCAAAUGAUGCCCAACAUGGUCGGUUGCACCGUCGAGCGCAUUUGCACAUCUCCAGAUUCAUCGCGAGGUGUCACAAGAAGCCCCUACUGCGCUGAAUUCUCUGUCCUCAAGGAUCUGUGCGUCGACAUGCCUGGUAUGUCCCCAUGCAAGAACUACACGAGCAUGUGCUCCAACGUGUCGGUUGUUGCGGAGUGUAGCAUGAAGUCACUGCCUUUGCCCAAGACGAUGGCACUCUCCAACACUGUAGAGAAGAUGUGCGACGCGAUGUACAUGGAGCCGUGCAGCAAGUGCAAGAAGCAGGGCAAAAUGCUUCAAUGCGAUCUGCUGCAAGUGUACAGCGACCUCUGCUUGUCCAUGUGGAUGGAUGGAUGCGAAGAGUGGCAGAACCUGUGCAAAGUGAUUCCCGAUUGGCCGCUCUGUGCCUCCGGCCCCGGUGAGGAGAUGCCCAUGAUGAGGAUGUACUUCCACAACAGUCUGCUAGACUAUGUGCUAUUCAAGGAGUGGGUGCCGCGAAACUGGUGGCAGUACACAUUGACCAUCAUCGCCAUCAUCCUCCUGGGCAUAUUCUACGAGCUGCUCAAGGUGGGCCGAUCGAUCUGGGAGGGCUACAUGAGCAAGCGCAGGGAGGCCGAGGUUUUGGGGUUCGCUAUUCAAAGGCAAGCCCAGUUCCCUUCCUCAUCAGGAAGGGAUCCCUUGUUUCGAGCCGCCCGCACUUACGGAUCGUUCGUGGGCAGGGAGGACCACCACGGCAUUCACAGCGGGUUGGACGAUGCGGACUUGGGCCACGACCACAAGCACCACCAUCAUCAGUCGCGAUCCAGCUCUGUGUGGGAGAGUAUCAAGGGCUGGGACUGGAAGGUGGAGAUCCCACGGGCCACGAUGGCCUUUGUGGAGACGCUGAUCGGACUGGUCCUCAUGUUGGUCGCGAUGACCUUCAACGUAGGCCUCUUCCUCGCCGUGUGCGCCGGUGCCUUCCUUGGUUCCCUCUUCUUUGGUCGAUUCGCCAACUUCGCUCACAUGAAACAAGGAUGCCACUAA